CAAACAGACUUCAGUUACUGUCAGCUUAAUAAGGCUGCUUAAUUUUCACUAUGUGAAAGAUGGCAACGUUUUCUGAGUUUCUAUGGGUUUUGAAAAUUUGUACGUCGGCAAACAUUAGAAUGUUAACUUUUCUAAACUGUCAAACUUAGGCAAGGCGGACAGACCGAAAUUCUAAUACGCAUGCGCAAAUACUAAACGCUAAAAGCUGCGGUGAAGAACGAGUGAAUGGAAAGAAGCGUUACUAGAUGUUGGCUACUACAUGUCUCACUUCUUGCACACUAUCCAUCUUUCUUUCUAAGCAUGAUCUGACAAGGAGGAUGUUGUGAGUAAACCGUGAAUGUGUUUUUAGCAGCCGUACAAAAUAGACCUCGGGAAUCGUCUUUUCACGCUUUGGUAAUAAACGGGUGUGAAAUUAACAUGUUUACUCUAUGCUUUGCAACAAAAUAAACAAGUUGUUGUUAUUAAAAGCAUACAAACGUAAAUAUAUAAUACUGAUAAAGUAUAAUAGUCAAUAUAACAAACAACUUGAGAGUGGAACUGUCGACAGAACGAGUGGCUAUUAGUAAAAGUAUAAUAUAUCCACUAGCUGAAAUUCAUAAAUAGAACAACAACAACAUGAAAAUCACGUUCCUUCUGGUGGUCGUGUUAUUCAACACAGACAUAUGCUCAGCAAUGACGUUGACAUUUUCAAGGUUAAAAACUUCCCCACUUAAGCCGGAUAUAAAAGACUUUCUGCCACUUUUUAAAUCGUUGCAAAAACCUAAGGCUGCUGAGAAAGACAUUAAAAGUUUAUUGAGCCAACUUGGUUCAAAAUACAACCCGCGAUUCAGUUCUAUACUUACACCUGAGUCUUUGAAAGCGCGAGAACCAAGUACGAUCAAAAUAAAAGAUCAUAACGAAGCUGAAGUGAAAAGUAAUCCGAAAAUGAGUCAGGAACUGAAAAACAUGAAAUUCUUCGGGAGAAAACCGAGUGGAAAGAAGAAGGAAUAUGGAAAAAGAUUAACGUAUAAGUUUCAGCAGUGGCUGUGGAAUUUAUCCAAAUGUCCUGUGCGCUAUCGAUGGAUUGAUCUGGGUGAAAAUAUUUUCCCGCGUUUUAUUAAAAGAGGAUCGUGCUCAAGAAAAAAGACAUGUUCAUUUCCCGCGGGUAUGAAAUGUGAAAAGUCAAAAUGGAAGACAGUAGCUGUGUUGAUAUACACUUGUCUGAACGAUUACAAUGCCGUAUCUUCGGGCUGUAAAUGGAGAUCAAUGGAUCUCGAUGUCCUUGCAGAAUGCAAAUGUGGUUGCAAUGAAUAAAUAAAUAAAUUAAUUAAUUGCUUUAAAAGCAUGUGUAAUUGCAGGAAAACCAAAAAAGUCAUUUUGAAGUGAUGAAUGUAUGGUUUAUCAACAAUGGAAACAUAAAAUUGCAUCAUGUGAUAAUCCAGAAGUACAUGGAUAAUAAAUAAAUAUUCCAUAAUCAUGCAAGAGACGUAUAUAAAACCAAAAAAGAGGCUGGUGUCAUCGAGGCCAACCGGAAAAUUUAUCGUGACGCAUUCUCAUAUUUAUCAUGGCGCCUUGUACUUAAGUAUGUUAUUAAGAUUUAGGUUAGUUUGUUUAAUUAAUUCGUGUGACCACAGACUAAUAGCUUUCUUAUGUUUUUCCACUUCAAAAAAGCGUCUAACUAAUUGGGCAGGAUAUUUGUUUUUUCCUGAAAGAACAUGAUACUCGAGAUGUUUUUCUGUUCCAAAUGAAUAUACUGAAAGUACUUCACCAUAAUUCUAAGCUGAAUGUGCUAAAUUUUCCACGACAGAAAGUCGUUAAAAGAAGCGUGUUCACUAUACUGAACUAUGGACGCUCAUUUUUGAUGUAUCGAAUAAACGUUCUCAUUUUUGGAGAAGAUAUUGUUAAGUGAAAGUAGUAGAGAAAGGGUUUUUUUUAAUGGACAUUCUUCUUCAAGUGAAGAUGUUCAUUCCAAAUAGGUCCGUACGAAGACUCGGCUUAAAAUGAAACAGGAGUACAGUACCUUUUUUUCUCACACAAAAACAAACAUUUUUUCUCUCUAUUUUUAUUUUUUUUCUUUAUUUAUUUCCCCCAUAACUUGAAAAUUCACGAGAUUCUAUAUUUAUUAUUGUUUGUUACUUUUGUAUUAACUUGAACGCACGGUGUAUAUAUAUAAAAUUGAUAAAAGUUUGUAAAGUAAUGAAAUAUAUCAGAGAAAUAGCAUAUCAGUAAGAAAACCUUCUAAUCAGGUGAAACAGA
Messenger RNA from Hydractinia symbiolongicarpus, 2235 nucleotides. RefSeq names its product noggin-like. The record is from RefSeq and is a predicted model, not a curated record. The transcript is spliced from 2 exons. Lineage: Eukaryota; Metazoa; Cnidaria; Hydrozoa; Anthoathecata; Hydractiniidae. Bases 616 to 1293 code for a protein of 225 amino acids. Gene Ontology annotation, biological process: osteoblast differentiation; negative regulation of BMP signaling pathway; negative regulation of cell differentiation.